UCAAAAUGCGCGCUGUAUUUUUCCUCUUCUACACCCUCGAGACAGUCUUCAAUAUGUUCUGCAUGGCCUUCAAUAUCAGCGGCUUUAUGUCGGUUGACCUGAGCAUAUUGACUUGGAACAAGCAAAUGUUCCACUAUCUCUAUCUAAUCACCUUCUAUGCGUUCACAGUGCUCACACUUUUCCAGAGCAUUAAUAUCUGUACUGGGCAUAGUCCCUACCUUUGGCUGGAAAUAGCGAAGACUUGCGCCGCUGCGUUCACUUUUAUUUUGGUGGCAAUACUGACAAUGCUGGAUGCUGAAAAGGACUUCCAUCUAAUGUAUCUAAAUGGCGAGCCCUCAACGAGCACUGAACAAACUGAGAUAUUCGCCAUUGACAAGGAGGUACAUCCGUUCUUCAAUUUCAUGCGCUCACAGUCAAUUGCAGCGCUGUCCUGUGGCGUUCUCUACCUGUUGCAUGCCACCAUUGUCAUCGAUGUAUAUCUCACUGCCAAGGCAGCCGAAGCGGAUGAUCCGGACGAAACGUAUAUGGAGAUCAGGCUCUAUGUCUUCGGCGAGUAUGUGCACACCAAGCUUGAGGACUAUGAAUGGUUCAUAAACUUCAACGAGGAGCGCCGCAUGUCUAUUUAGGCACAAUAAUGGCAUAUUGAAUCCAAUAGUAAUAUCUAUUAAUAAAAAAUUACGAUGGUGGGCGGAUCGCUAGAUAUAAGGUGUGUAAUCAUAUUUCACACAGUAU
Messenger RNA from Scaptodrosophila lebanonensis, 732 nucleotides. RefSeq lists its product as uncharacterized. The transcript has a single exon. NCBI's taxonomy places the organism in Eukaryota, Metazoa, Arthropoda, Insecta, Diptera, Drosophilidae. The record is from RefSeq and is a predicted model, not a curated record. The coding region runs from base 6 to 626 and encodes 206 amino acids.